AUGGAGGGAUCCCGCAUCCCAGUGGGAGUUGUCCAGUAUGGAGAGGACGUGGUCCAUGAGUUCCACCUGAACGACUACAGGUCCGUGCAGGACGUGGUGGCGGCCGCCAGCCACAUCGAGCAGCGAGGGGGCACCGAGACCAGGACCGCCUACGGCAUCGAGUUCGCUCGCGAUUCCCGGGGGUUCCUGCUCCUCCCCGAGGGGCAGCAGCCCCAAGGACGCCUCGGGGCGGGCUCGGCCAGCACGGAGCCGGCGGGGCUGAGCAGCCCGGGACAUCUCUUCACUUGCAGCUCGGAAGCGUUUCGGAAAGGUGGCCGGAAAGGGGCAAAGAGAGUAAUGAUUGUCAUCACAGAUGGAGAGUCCCACGACAGCCCAGACCUGGAGAAGGUGAUCGAGGACAGCGAGAGGGACAACGUCACCAGAUACGCGGUGGCGGUCUUGGGUUAUUACAACAGGAGAGGAAUCAACCCCGAGGCCUUUCUGAACGAGAUCAAAUUCAUCGCCAGCGACCCCGACGACAAACACUUCUUCAACGUCACCGACGAGGCGGCGCUCAAGGACAUCGUGGAUGCUCUGGGAGAAAGGAUUUUCAGCCUGGAAGGAACCAACAAGAACGAGAUCUCCUUUGGACUGGAAAUGUCCCAGACUGGAUUUUCAUCCCACGUUGUGGAAGACGGGAUCCUGCUGGGAGCAGUGGGAGCCUACGACUGGAACGGAGCCGUCCUGAAGGAGACCAGCAGUGGGAAGGUGAUUCCUCUGCGGGAAUCCUACCUGCAGGAAUUCCCGGAGGAGCUGAAAAACCACGGAGCCUAUUUAGGUUACACCGUCUCCUCCGUCGUCUCCGCCAAGCGUGAGCGGAUUUACGUGGCCGGAGCGCCGCGCUUCAACCACACGGGCAAGGUCAUCCUCUUCGACAUGCACGGCAACAGGAACCUCACCAUCCACCAGGCCCUCAAGGGAGAGCAGAUCGGCUCCUACUACGGCAGCGAGAUCGGCGCCCUGGACGUGGACGGCGACGGCGUCACCGACGUGCUGCUGGUGGGAGCGCCCAUGUUCUUCAGUGAGGGCAGGGAGCGGGGCAAGGUCUACGUCUACAGCCUGCAGGGGAACCUCUUCGUUCCCAGCGGAGCCCUGGUGGACCUCCAGAGUUACCAGAAUUCCCGUUUCGGCUCCUGCAUCGCCGCCGUUCCCGACCUCAACCAGGACUCCUACAACGACCUGGUGGUGGGGGCCCCGCUGGAGGACGAGCACCAAGGAGCCGUCUACGUUUUCCUCGGAUUCCAGGGCACCAUCCUGAAGAAGUACAAGCAGCGGAUCGCGGCCGCCGGCCUCGCUGCGGGCCUGAUGUAUUUUGGGUGCAGCAUCCACGGGCAGCUGGACCUGAACGAGGACGGGCUGGUGGACCUGGCCGUGGGCUCGCUGGGCAACGCCGUGGUGCUCUGGUGA
Molecule: messenger RNA, 1446 nt
Organism: Lonchura striata (white-rumped munia)
Lineage: Eukaryota; Metazoa; Chordata; Aves; Passeriformes; Estrildidae
Source: RefSeq, a predicted model, not a curated record